UGGAAUGCCUCUCAAAGAACCCGAUUUACGAGAAUCCAAACAUCAUUUGUCUUCAGAAGAUGGUAGAUGACAACUUUACAGAGAAAGGAAAGGAUUCAAUAUUCAUGGUGUUUGUCGAAACCAAAGCAUCUGCAACAGCCGUUUCAAAAUAUCUUACAGAAAAAUCCUCCUUCGCGAGAUGUGAACACCUGAUAAGUUCUCGUUCAACAUCGGAAGACAAGGAAAAACAAUCUCAAGCCGACCAAAGCCGAGUAAUCAAGCGACUCCUAUCUAAACAGAUAAAUGGUGUGGUAGCGACACAGGUGGCCGAGGAGGGAUUAAACAUACCCGCCUGUAACUUCGUCAUUCGUUAUAACAAUACUAGAAACGAGAUAUCCACGGUACAGGUUGCAGGAAGGAGCAGAGCGAAACAGGGGACAGUCACAGACUUUGCAAAUGCAGAGAAGCGUAGACAAGAGGACAUAAACGUAAUAAGAUUGGCACUGAUGAAUGACGCCUUGAGCAACAUCCUAGUGAAAUCAGACGACGAUCUCCAACUUGAGGUCAGACAGCGCAUGCGCGCUAUCACUGCUGCAGAGGCUGAAUACGCACAAGCGAAGGAGCUUCAUCAACAAAGUAAGACGACGGGCAAAUUUACACUGCGGUGCGGGAAAUGCCAGGAGACAGCAGUGUGUAGCUGUGACAUACGAUGUUACAACGGAUCCCAAUAUGUAGUCAUAGAUAAGGAGUUCUAUACGAAGAUCACAUGUCAUCGUAACCCCAAAAUAUCUAAGUACGACAACUUGGAAACAAAAUAUAAAACAUUCUGUAAAAAGUGCGGACAUAAUUGGGGGGUAGGGGCUUGUUUUAAAGAAAACGUCUUCUGUGCAAUAGUGAAGAUUAAGCAAUUCAUUAUCACAGAUAGCAACACAAAAGAAGAGUAUCAUUGCAAAACUUGGGCAAAACUUCCCAGGGUACAAUACAUGAGCGAGGAGGAGUUUUCUAAUCUUAAAGGGUUUGAUGAACUUACAGAAUAUGGUCGUGAUUGAUGAUUGGAUACCUCAGACGUUAUAUGGUACAGGUUACACGCGCAAUGGUAAUGCUUUCCGACCUUUGUCCUGACUUUAGCGAGUCUAUGACAUAUGACAAUGGCUUCACGAAUAAUAGUCUAGUUUUCGGACCUUUAUCAUAACUUGAGCGGUUUUAUGACAUUUCGGUACAAGCUACACGAUUUUGAGAACAAGAGCAAGUCAGUAGUAUGUACAUAUUUCACUGACCUUAUGUCACUAGUAAUUGUGGUUGACUUUUAUGUUGUGCUUUAAGUUUAUUGCUACUGAUAUCAGUCCAUUUUUGAUAAUGAAUCUGAUGCUAUAUUGUUAAUAAGAUGCCAAGAUGAGAAAGUAGUCCUCACCUUCAGUGUGAAUCUCAAAGGUUUCAGCAAUGAACUAGAUUCCGAGUAAAUGGGACGUCGUUGAUCAAUUACUGACCGGGAUUAAGCCAUGAUAUGUCGCUUUAGGCAAAGAAACAUUCUACAUGUAUAUAUGCAGCUAUAUUAAAAAAGGGACAGGAACAAUAUAGUGAUCAAGAUCCCGUGACAUUUGAACAUUGAAAAUACUUUCCUACUUGCAAGGUUACAUAGCUAAAUUAUAUUAUCAUGUUUGAACUAAGUGUUCUAAAUAAUCUAAUUAACACAUAAAUAUACACGUAGACCGGAAACAUGUUGAAAUAUUGGUGUCACGUUUGUUCAAAUUAAUCACAAGAGUUAUAUUAAACGGGUUAAAUAUGUAAAAUAAAAUAUGCAGUACCUACUUAUGAUAGAUAAUACGUAGAUUUUAAUGAGCUGGCCACUUAGAAUAUAGCAUUGCCAUGACUAUAUUGAUGGAGGUAGGGGGGUGACAAGCUUUAGAAAAAAGUAUAAAAAAGAAAUUAGUGGAUCACUUAACAGGAAAUGUUCUAUGGGGCAAAUAUCCGGAAAACAUUCACAAAAGAACAUGUAUGCUCGUGUAAUUAGGUAUAAAAUGCAUGCUCGUGUAAUUAGGUAUAAAAUGCAUGCUCGUGUAAUUAGGUAUAACAUGCAUGCUCGUGUAAUUAGGUAUAAAAAGCAUGCUCGUGUAAUUAGGUAUAAAAUGCAUGCUCGUGUAAUUAGGUAUAAAAAGCAUGCUCGUGUAAUUAGGUAUAAAAUGCAUGCUCGUGUAAUUAGGUAUAAAAUGCAUGCUCGUGUAAUUCGGUAUGAAAUGCAUGCUCGUGUACUUAGGUAUUAAAAGUAUUUCUAAACACUAAAAAAAGGAUAAUAAAGGUAGAUUGUUAAAAUACCACAAUAAAAAAAACAUGAAGGAGACUAGGAGUUGUAUGCUGAUUUGCUCAAAGUUAUCCUGCAGAAUUUCAUUGUAUGGGCAAUUUGAAAAUUUAUUAUUAUAGAUUCAAUUAAUGGAAUUGUUCACAAGGAAUUUUUCCUCGUUCUUCUAAACGACUAGAAACACAAACGGUACAUUUCUAUUCUACAACUAUUAACCCUAUGGUCGUAAUGAUAAUGCUAACAUUCACAUCAUGUGCAUUAAGUGGUUACAUAUGGGGCCGCGGUGGCCGAGUGGUUAAGGUGUCCCGACACUUUAACGCUAGCCUUCCACCUCUGGGUUACUAGUUCUAAACCUACGUGGGGCAGUU
Molecule: messenger RNA, 2643 nt
Organism: Pecten maximus
Lineage: Eukaryota; Metazoa; Mollusca; Bivalvia; Pectinida; Pectinidae
Product: probable ATP-dependent RNA helicase DHX58
Exons: 3
Coding region: 60-1028 (322 amino acids)
Cellular component (GO): cytoplasm
Source: RefSeq, a predicted model, not a curated record